Psylliodes chrysocephalus is the source of this 1182-nucleotide messenger RNA. The record is from the annotation of a GenBank genome assembly. NCBI's taxonomy places the organism in Eukaryota, Metazoa, Arthropoda, Insecta, Coleoptera, Chrysomelidae.
AUGGUUUCCUUGAAUCGUCAACAAAGUAAGAAAAUCUCAAAUCUCAAACAAAAUUACAACAAGAAACGCUUCAAAAAAGAAGACGAUGCUGAUUAUAUGCCAUCUGAAGCCUCUGAUGAAGAUUCUCUAGAGGAAACAAUAAAUAAUGAUACGAAAGAAGGUUCUUCAUCUAAUGACAAUUAUUCAGACAUAGACAAUAUCAUAGCUAAUGAGAGAGAUGUUACAAUGUUCAUAUACGACAUUUCAACUGGCAUUUUGACUAAUGUUGUGCAAAUGUCUAAUUUAAAAACAUACACUAAAAACGGAGAACCUGCGGAACAAAGAAAUUUCGUGAUAAAUAAUCUAUCUCAAAAUGCUGUGAAAAGACGAACGACUGGUGAUCUAAGCGGAUCUAGAAGAUCUAAGACUGUUGUUUACUUUCUCAAAGACGAAGAUGGGGCAAAACAAAAUGUGUGCAAAGCAUUUUUCAUAGAAACACUUGGAAAUAAAACAAAAAACGACCGAUUUGUUAGGGAUGUAUUGAACAAGUCAAAAAAUGCUGGCCUUACUCCGAACCCAAACAAACGAGGUAAAAAGGAGAAGGUGAAAAUUGACAGGGAUAUAAUUAUAAACCAUAUCGAGUCAUUCCAGCUGACUAACGCACAUUAUAGAAGGGAGCAUGCCCCCAAGAGAAGAUACUUACCGAGUGGUAUUACCAUUCACCAAAUGCAUGACAAUUUUAAGACUAAACAUUCACACAUCCAGUGUUCACACUAUCUGUACAGAGAAGUAGUCAUCAUGCUUCCGAGAAUUGAGAUGUUCAAAGAAGCAAUUUUUACACCGCGUAUCAUCGCUUUUAAUGAGAGUUUUGUACCAGUUGGGAAAAAGCAGUCAGGCCCAACAGCAGUUCUUUGGCAUGAAGCUGUAAGUGGACGUUCCAAGGAAGACCAGAUAAGUACAUUUUAUGCUUUUCUCCUCUCCGCACGAGACAAAAAGAACAUUGUGUUGUGGCUUGAUAACUGCUUCUCGCAAAAUGAAAAUUGGAGUUUAUUCACAUUUUUUAUUUACAUUGUGAAUUCUAACGAAGUUUUGCUAGAUAAACUCGUAGUAAAAUACUUUGAGCCGGGCCACACGUUCAUGUCUGCAGAUUCAUUUCACCACAAUGUUGAAAAAUCCUUUGAAACGAGCUGGAAAGGUUUAUGA